Letharia columbiana is the source of this 249-nucleotide messenger RNA. RefSeq lists its product as uncharacterized. The coding region runs from base 1 to 249 and encodes 82 amino acids. Lineage: Eukaryota; Fungi; Ascomycota; Lecanoromycetes; Lecanorales; Parmeliaceae. The record is from RefSeq and is a predicted model, not a curated record. The transcript has a single exon.
AUGAAAUUCUCUCGGGCACCUCGCGGGAAGUUCCUUAGGAGGAUUGCUGAUCCCCAGCUGUAUCGGUUGCUUUCCAGAGCGCUCAAAGAGGAGGAAUCUCCCAGCCCGUGCCUUAUCACCUCGCUUCUCUGGGUCCAUAGCUCUCAAAGCAGUGUCUCUGUCAUCUCCGGGGGCGGUAAUAGCCAGCAGAUUGACCUUAUGUUGGGCAGCAUUGCGAGAGCUCCUGGCGGUCAUGAGCCGAUGCGGUAA